This is a messenger RNA of Leptomonas pyrrhocoris, 1026 nucleotides long. RefSeq lists its product as hypothetical. Lineage: Eukaryota; Euglenozoa; Kinetoplastea; Trypanosomatida; Trypanosomatidae. The record is from RefSeq and is a predicted model, not a curated record. The transcript has a single exon. The coding region runs from base 292 to 1026 and encodes 244 amino acids.
AGAAGCCACCUCUCCCACGUGUAUGUGUGCUUCUGUCUUUUUCUUCUUUCUUCUUCCCAUCCGCCUCUCCUGCCUUUCCUCGCUCACUCACGUACACCACGAGCGCGAUAACUCACGGUGAUCGUGACGCCUAGCUCAUGCUUCUGCAACCCCUUCUCUUCUUUCUCAGAGUUUUGCACCGCUGAAUCCAGCGUUAUUAUUGCUAUUACUAUUCUAGUACUGUAACGCUCGUCUCCUCUUCUCCUUUAUUUUUGCUUUAUAUAAGUUUUCAUUUUUCCUCUACGCUUCUCCAUGUCGCUGCUGUCGCGCGUGAACUACAUCCUGGAUGAAAGCUGUGCGUUUUCCAUAUGCCUCAUCGUGCUGGCCGUCGACGCCUACCGCAUGUUAUGCUAUGACUCCCACUUCUACGUCCCCAUAUUCAUCACCAGCGGCUGUCUCACUGCUGGUCUCAGCAAGGGGCUAAAGCGCGUGAUCAACCAGAGUCGCCCGCCCGGGGCGCCGAAGCUCAGUCCGGGGAUGCCGAGCAACCAUGCCACGGCCCUCUCCUUCCUGUGCGUCUCCACCGUCUUUGAGCUGCAGAAGUUCUCCGAGCACACGGUGGUGCAUGGGCUGGUGCCGACAAAUAGGUGGAAGCUUUCCCCGAUCCACAUGGCGCCGGACAUCCCAGUGAAUUGGGUUAAGCCGCUUCAGGCCUUUGUGAUUCUGUACAGUGUGUACCUCACUCGCCUGCGGGUCGUCCACGGCCAUCACACGAUGGCGCAGGUCGUAGUGGGCUACAUCUUCGGCGCGAGCUGCGCUGCGUUGUGCCUCAUCGCAAACUACGCCGGGUUCGCUGGUGGGCCGCCCGGCGGCCGCGUCGAUGCGCUGUCGUUUCCGAUGAAGACGAUGGCCGCCGCCAUUUCCACGUUCAUCCUGCUGGUCGCAAUACACGCUGCUUGCCGCAGCUUGAUUCGCGGGCAUGCCCUUCUGUCUCCUACAAUGCACUUCGUUGUCGCGAAGGGAUCGAGCGAGAUGAACGCCGAAUGA